CGCCGCAGCGGCACGUUCUUCGCACGGGUUCCUAAGCAAUCGGAAUUGCUACUUGGAAAACAUGAAAACUGUAGCCCUUGGUGUUUUAAACUACAUUCCCGCGGGUUUGUAUCGUGGUCUCUCCAGGAAUCGGAAAGGAACUCGGUGGUUUUAACCUUUACGUACGCGUGUCUGUGUUUGUGUAUCCCUAAAAUGGAAGGGUGGUGGGAUCUAAACUCAAUAAAAUAAGCCAAUACUUUGAGGUGGGGGCUCUUCCACCAUCUUCAAUCCCUCCUGGGGUUGAUGUGAUUCCUCUCCCACUUUCUGGGAUAUCCGCCUUCACAGCCCACAGGGACUCUUUGCAGAAGGCGCUCCCCCUAGUGGAACCUAGGCGAAUGGCAUCCCAAUACGCACACGCACGCGCACAGGCACCUGCCAUGGAGACGCGCUUUCCCGUUGAAUCGUAGGCACCGUCUAGUCGGAGGGGAGAGCUCCGUCGCUUUAACCCUUUAGGCUCUCGAUAGCCUUUAGCGCUAGACAUUGGCAACCGGGGGAGAAGAAGGGGAAGCACGCCCAGAGAGAGAAGCAGGAGGGAGGCUCCCGGGAAGGCGGGGAGCGAAGAGGACGAGCUUCGCUGCAGCGCCUCGAUCUUCUGAUUUUAAAGAAAUGCUUGGAUUGCACCCCGCUUUAUUUUUAUUCUUUUUUCCCUUGGAGGAAAAUCAGUUUGCAACGUUGGUUCCCACGAUCUACUGCGAGGGCUGACGUCGCGCUGCAGCCGAAACCUCCGGCCUUUCCAUUGCUGCGUUUCCGCCUUGGAAGUUUGACUUUGCGAAUUGCAAAAUUCCAGAAUUCGGCAUGGAUUGACUUCGCCACGGCAUUUUACGACCCUUUUCUUAUUCUUCGAGUUCUCUCUCUUUUUUUAGUCCUGUUUUAAAAUCUACUGGUAGGCUGCUUUCAGCCAUUCCGGCAGUCAAAGCAGGGUGCAAAACAACCCGCUUCUUCUUCUUAUAUCAACAUUUCUGCAGGCUUUCUGCCCGCCCCUGCCCACGAUGCUUGCUUUGAAGCGCUUUGGGCCAUUUUGAGCCGUUUUGGAGAAGCUUGUGCAAGUCGUCGCAAAAGACUGGAAGGGGAAUCACUGAAUUGUAAUUUUGGAAGGGACCCCCUAGGGUCAUCCAGUCCAACCCGUGGCAAUGCAGGCAUCUUUUGCCCGCCGCGGGGCUUGAACCCACAACCCUGAUAUCAAGAGCUUCCUGCUCUGCUGACCGAGCUAUCCAGCGCAGCUGCCCUCGAUUCCGUCAUCACCAUCCAAAUAAACGAUCUCGCAGUUGCCGAUCCUUUCUCGUGCGAAUGGAGAACCUGGAGGCCAUCGUGCUGGUGAUCCUGGCCACGCACAACCUGGUGCGCCUCCACCUGCACCGGGGCGGCGUGGCUGCCCGCGCCCGGCGGACGAUGCGCCGCGUGAUGGCCAACCACGUCUCGCUGCUGCACCAGCUGCUGCCCGACGCGUGUCCGGACAGCGAGGCGCGCCUGGUGGCCGAGGAGCUCCACGCCGGGCCGCACCGCUUCUGGUCGCGCCAGGUCAGCCAGGACUGGUGGGAGCGCGUGGUGCUGGAGACGUGGCAGCCCAGCCAGUGGCUGCAGGGCUUCCGCAUGACCAAGGACACCUUCCUGGCGCUGUGCGAGGAGCUGCGGCCGGAGCUGCAGCGCCAGACCACCACCAUGCGGGCGCCGCUGAGCGUGGAGAAGCGCGUGGGCAUCGCCCUCUGGAAACUGGCCACCACCGAGUGCUACCGCUCCGUGGCCGCGCACUUCGGCGUGGGGCGCUCCACCGUCGGGGAGGUCUUCAUCGAGGUGUGCCUGGCCAUCGAGAAGCUGCUCUUCAGGAAGGUGGUGGCCCUCGAGGACCCCAAAGAGGUCAUGGCAGGAUUUGAGGAAAUGGGGUUUCCCAGCUGUGUGGGGGUCAUGGACAGGACCCACAUCCCCAUCAUCUGCACUGUCCGAAAGGGGACCAACAUCAGCCAAAAGGGGUUCUUCCCUAUGUCAAUGCAAGGCACGGUGGACCACAAGGGCCGUUUCAUUGACAUCGAACUCAGCUGGUGCGGUAAAGAUAAGGACGCCUCCUUCUUCCGAAACUUAGCCCUGUGUGAGGCGAUGGACCAAGGGUCGUUCGUACCUGGGACUCAUUCAAUGACCAUUGGCAACGUGGAGAUCCCCCCGCUCAUCUUGGCCGAUGCGUCCUAUCCCUUGAAGAAGUGGCUCAUGAAGCCCUUCACUGGUAACCUCAGCCCCCGCCAAGAACAUUUCAACUCCCGCCUAAGUGACUGCAAGAAGGUGGCCGAAGAGGCCUUUGGGCGGCUGAAGGGACGGUGGAGGUGCCUGGCCACCCGCUUGGAGGUGGCCGAAGAGAACAUUAUCCCCGUGGUGGUGGGGUCUGUCGUGCUCCACAAUAUUUGCGAGAAUCGUGGACAUGCUUUGGUGGACGGGCCUUGGGCCCAAGAUGGCGUGUGGGACCAGGCCCCUGAGGGACACUUGAGGCUCCCAACGUCCCCAGAGGAUGCACGGGAUGGGAGCCUGGUGAGGGAAGCUCUGGCAAGCUACUUCAUGAGCAAUUCCUAACUCCUCAUGGAGCCCUUGGAUGAAAGAAAAACACAAACGUUUCGAAAUGCACACUUCAGUUCAGUUCAAAG
Molecule: messenger RNA, 2666 nt
Organism: Podarcis raffonei (Aeolian wall lizard)
Lineage: Eukaryota; Metazoa; Chordata; Lepidosauria; Squamata; Lacertidae
Exons: 2
Coding region: 1327-2595 (422 amino acids)
Source: RefSeq, a predicted model, not a curated record